This is a messenger RNA of Hyalella azteca, 4374 nucleotides long. RefSeq names its product serine/threonine-protein kinase chk-2. The record is from RefSeq and is a predicted model, not a curated record. Gene Ontology annotation, biological process: protein phosphorylation. Gene Ontology annotation, cellular component: cytoplasm. Bases 1971 to 3560 code for a protein of 529 amino acids. Gene Ontology annotation, molecular function: ATP binding; protein serine/threonine kinase activity. Lineage: Eukaryota; Metazoa; Arthropoda; Malacostraca; Amphipoda; Hyalellidae. The transcript has 2 exons.
UUUGAAAUUGUAUAAUAUUGUCGACUGCAAUAUAAUAUAUACUUGUAUAACAAUUCAGGACCUAGCAGAUAAGCAGAUCUCUCAUCUCGGAAAUAUUUAUCUCGGUUGCCGUUAUCUCUCGGCAUUUCCAUACUUAAUUUCCUGUUGCAUUGCAGUCAUUAAGAUCCUAAUAAAAUAAAUAAUGAUGGAAUACUAGGUAAAACUGAGAAUUAUUUUAGUUUGGUCUGUUUUUUAUGAGCUUCGAUUUGUUUUCAAAGUUUGGAACCACUCCUCAAAAUAAUUCAUUCUCAGUCUAUUGGAUUGACAUAGUAGUACAAGAACCUAAGAAGAGCACCAUCCUCCAGAACCCAGAUUGUCAUGGUCCAGACUCCAGAUCAUACAUACAGUGCCACUGCCAGCUGCCAGAUUUCAAGAGACGUCUGAGCUGCUAAUGUAAGCUUGGGCCCCAGCAAAAACAAGGCAUUCAACCAUGUGUGUGGACAGGGAUAUGAACUUCAGUGGUCAUCACUCCUCUUAGCAAUGGAGAUCAUUCAACAACUUACGCAGGUUGUAAGCUGAAAGGUUAAUUUGAUCAUGCUGUCUAAUUGGCUAUUUUAAUGAAAAAUUUUCACAAUCACAUACUCAGGUUGCAAGCUGAAAAUGUAUGUUGCUAAUGCCAUCUAAAUAAAAAAGGAAUUAAAAUUUCUAGGUAUCAAAUGAGCCUAACAAUUCUGGCUGUAAAAUUGAAUUGUUUAUGAGAUUACCAUCUUAUAUCCUGACUGUUUCAGAUUAUUCCCUUAGAAAAUAAAAACUUGGGUAAACAGAUUACUUUUCUAUAAAUUUUCAAUUUCAGAAGAUAGAAUAAUAUUGUUGAUUUUCAAAAGAUAAAACAAUGCUCAAUUAGUGUGAUAUCAAUUAAACAUGCCAAAAUGGUAUAUUGCCUUAACAUUUCAGUAUUAUAAUAUUUUUACGUAUUGUCAUGCCUAAUAUUUCAUUUUUGUCACCCAAAUGAAAAUGUUAUUCAUUUUAAUGAUAGCUUAGAAUUUGCAUUGUUAUUCCUUUCACUAGUUUAACUUCCCAAGUUACUUGGUUUAUUUUCCAUCUGAAAACCUGUUUAAGAUUAGAAAAUCAUUCAUGAAUUGAUGAAACUUCAUUUAUGCCAUUGCUCACUCUAUGUACCUGAUAAAGUAGCUUGAUAGACAUAAGUUUUUUUUAUAUAUUAUUCUGCUAUUACAUUAUCUGAUGACAAGCUUACAUGAUGUUAUGUACAUCAAUAUCCAUUGAUAUGGUACAUGAUUGUUACAGUAUUUAUUGGUUGUCAACAUUUAAUUUGAAUCUCGUUGAAUAGCAUUCGCAAAAUUAAUUUUUCAGUGCAUCUCCAAAUCAUUCACUUUCCCAAAUAAUUAGUAGGUACCUUUCAUUUCAGUGCGUAGAUCUGGUGAUUGUAGAAUUAAAGCCAUAAGUUUCAAAAAGGUCAGCCAUAUUGUCAAGGAUAGGUGCACUAUUGUGUGAUGUACGGUUUCUGGUUUUUGUAUGACAACGUGAGAAAAUGUAGACUCUCACAUACCUAGGUCUCUUAAUUCAAUGCUCUAGAUUUUUGUACGAGAAAUAGGAUUUAUGAUCAUUAUUUAUACGGUUAGUUGUACUCAAGGGUUAAUGAAGCACAUGACGGUACUUUUGAAGUUUUUGUACAUCGAUACAUGUUGUUAGCAUCUUCUUGCAGUCAUUGAUAAGCAAUUAUUUAGUUGUUUUAUACUGUGGUUGCUCUUCCCUCUGAUGAUAAUUUUUGAGUGCUUUCUAUUUUACAAUAAUUUUGAGAAAUUCAAGCAUCUUAGGAUAUCUACUGCUGUACUCUAUCAUCUUGCAAAAUUUUAUUAGGAUAUUGGCUGCAGGCUGUGUAUUGAAUUUUAUGCGCACUAUAAGUGAAUGAUUGUAAUUUUGAUUCUGCCUUGAUUUGGUUGUCUCCUGUCACUCUCAAUAUAAUAUAAAAAAUGACAUUAGAUUGGCAGCAGUAUGAACUACUCUGUACUUUAGGUGAGGGCCGGUAUGGCAUUGUAACUAGAGCUCGUCACAAAAAGCUUGGCUCAUUCGUUGCACUCAAGACGAUCAUAGGUCUAGAAUUAUUUAAAAAUAAAGAUCUUCCGUUGGUCUCUUCAAAAGUUCAAACUGUUGACAACACAAAACAUUCCUUAGAGAAUUCAUUGCGUCAUGAGGCCAGGGUGUUGGCGGCUCUCAGUCAUCCUUGUGUCGUGUCUCUCGUUGAGGUUUGCAUUGGUCAAGAUGGCAGGCUGGCUUUGGCUCUUGAAGAUCUGGGAGGAACAUCGCUCUCCAGUUUGGUACAAUCGCGUUCGGGAGUUGGGUUAUGUGAGUGUUUGGUAGGUUGCGUUGCACUGCAUAUGACCAGAGCUUUGGAGUAUCUUCAUUCUCGAAAGUUUCUUCAUAGGGACGUGAAGCCUGAGAAUAUUAUGGUGGAGAAAACGAAUCACUGCUUUCCACACGCGAAACUAAUUGAUCUUGGGCUUUCAAUAAAGUACGAAGCCGAUAAUCCACCUAAUUCUUCUGUAACUCGCGCUGGUACGGUAGCAUUUAUGGCACCAGAGCUCAUGAGCCCCAAUGUAUUUUACGGACCUAAGGUCGAUGUCUUUGGGCUAGGAGCGUCUCUGUACUUCAGCCUUACGGCAGAAGAGCCUUUUGUUGCCUACGACACACCUUCUGGGUUUCGCACCAGCACCUGCGUGUUCGGACUGCAAGUUCAACAUGAUGAAAACCUGAAUAGAAUGUCGAUGGAAGUUUCUGAAGUUAUCAAAGGUGUAUUAGAGGUGCAGCCUCAUCAGCGUUGGAGUACUAAUGCGAUCAUGAAAAGUCAUUGGCUACGCCAUAUUGCAGUAAGCCGAACGUCCGCUCGCCACGUUAGUACAUGCCUAGAACCGCUCAAUGAUUGGCUUCUUCUUAACCAAUCUUUUCCUGUCGCAGCCUCGUACUGCCAGACAACGCCGUGUCGCAUCCGAAAUAUUAGCGAACAGUCGACAGCUUCAGAGGAGGAAUCUUUAUCUUCCUCUUUGUCGUCUGUCCAAUUGUCACCAAGUUCAGAAUCCGAAGAAAUUUCCCCAAAUUGUAAUUUUGUUCCGCCGGCUCCUCCGCCACAAAACGAGCUAGAUAAUAAAAAGAAUUCUAAAUUCGACGAUUUUCAAUGUUUAUCUGAUUUGUCAGACAAAUUCUUGCCUCCAUGCAAUCGCGAAGGAUAUUUGGCCGAAAGUGUGGAUUGUCUAAUGCUAAGUAGUGAACCUGAAUGUCGAAUAGUGGGACGCAAGGACGUAGUAUGUCGUUCGUUAUCGUCGUCAGAGUGUGCUUGUUUUGGUCUUGAUUUAGAUUUCGAUGAGGAAACUCUCGAAGAAUUAGCCAGGCUUCUAGGGGAUGAGUGCGUGUGUGUGAAGACCACAAUUCAGACUCGGCCGUGGGGUGAAGUCGCUGGAAUGUACAACUUGUUGAGGCUGAGAAAAAUUUCACUUUUUGGUGGACAGAAUCCAGCCAAGGCUUGUGGACCUGACAAAAGUGCUCUUAUGCGCAGAAACUCUUUGUGACAUAAUAUUAGCUUCGUUUUUGUAUUCCAAAUAAUAGAUAGUAGUUUUCACAGGCUGUUCGAUUUCAAUUCAAGUCUUCUCGCCUGAAAAUCGUGUAUAGGUUGUUCAGAAUGGUAAGGUAAAGGCUAUACAAUCACGAGUUUUUAUAAAGGCCAGAUUCUACGUGGUGCUCUCCAUUGUGUUUAAUAUUAGAUAAAUAAGUGCAUGCAGCGCUAAACAAGUUUCUGCUUGAGACGCUCAUUUUACAUCAAGACCCUCUUUGCUUGCUUCGUAUUUUAGCAAAAUAAAACUACGAGGAAAAUGUAUGUUUUGAAGAGAGCGGUAGGAUUUUUUACUCUAGUUGUCCAUUUUUGAGGUCAUACGCAUGUAUGUGUAUUUCUUGUAUUUAAAUUCGGAUCUAUAUAUAUUAAUGAUUUUAAAUUUCAUCGGUGACAUGUGAGCGAGGUUCUGAUGCUAACUCAUCCAGUGAGCUUCUCUAGAUGAUUUGAUGAGAAAAUGUUUCACAUUCAAUUUUCUUUACAAAAUGACUUUUCUUGAUGAAAUGUAAUUUUUUAGCUGUACAAUGGUGACAUUUUUUGCAUGGUUAAUAAUAUUUGUUAUAACUUUUCAUUUUUUUCACGGCACGAGCAGCACACACAAUGUUCUCUCGACGGUCGUAUGUUUAAAUAGGGUAUAGUGUCCAGCCUGGGGCCAUACUUUCACAGCCCACGGCACGCUUGUGAGUCGCCUUCAAAUCAUCCUUCAUUGUCGGGUAUUGAACCUGGGCCUCGUAUAUUAAGUUGUGUAUUUACAGUGGGGGGAAAUAAAUAUUCGU